CUUCGCGAGCGGCUCGAGGAGUCGCUUGGUAAAUCAUUACACGAUUAUCGCCACUUUAUCGAGAAACAGGUGCUGCAUAUAUAUGGCCAGAUGGACGAGGCCAGUGUGAUCUUUGAUCAUCUUUUGCUCGGCACUACUUUCAAUGCGUCCAACAAGGCAGAACUGGAGCGCCGCGAGGUCUCGCACAUUUUGAAUGUUACUCGUGAAGUGGACAAUUUCUUUCCGGCAGAUGGAUUUUCCUAUAAGAACAUUAGAGUAUUUGAUGAAGAAGAAUCGCAGCUUCUGCCUUACUGGGAGGAAACGCACCGGUUCAUCAAUGAGGCAAGGUAA
Molecule: messenger RNA, 330 nt
Organism: Protopolystoma xenopodis
Lineage: Eukaryota; Metazoa; Platyhelminthes; Monogenea; Polystomatidea; Polystomatidae
Source: the annotation of a GenBank genome assembly